GUAAAACAAAAUUUUGUUUACAUUAUUUUCUGCUAUUGGAGUUAAAUUUUUUUUCGAGUGGUUAUAGUAUUAUUUAAGUUAUGAAAAUAUUUAGAUAUUUAUUUUGUUCAAUCGUUAUUGGACUUAACUAUGAUAUAGUGCUUGGACAACAAAAUCCAUCUAUAUCAUAUAUAACAAAGGAACAGUAUGCCAAUAUUGGUGAUACAAUUGAUCUUCAUUGUUCAGUGCAUUAUGCCUCUCAGUUUCCUGUCUUAUGGGUGAAAAUAGAUGACAAAGGUCAUACCUCGAUUAUUUCAAGUGGAAGUUCACAAAUUAUUCCUGAUCAACGUUAUUCCAUUCGUCAUGAUGAAGCCAGCAGUACUUAUACUUUACAGAUUACUAAAGUGCAAAAAGUUGAUACUGGGUUAUAUCAGUGUCAAGUCAUUAUUGGUUCAACUAGCAAGCUAACUGAAGAUUCUUGGGUUUAUGUCAGAAUUCCACCUGUAAUAUUGGACAAUAGUACCCAGACUGUUCAGACUACUUCUGGUGCAAAAGUAUUUUUGCAGUGCUAUGCUAUUGGUUACCCUGAGCCUAAAGUUUCAUGGAGGCGAGAGAAUAAUGAUAUUUUGCCUACUGGAGGUGUUGUGUACCGUGGGAAUAUUUUAGCCAUACAUAACAUUAGUAAACAUGACCGUGGAACAUAUUAUUGCAUUGCAGACAAUGGUGUAGGUAAGGGAGCUCGAAGGCAUGUUGGAGUAGAAGUUGAGUUUGCUCCUGUAGUAUACAUUCCUAAAGCUAGAUACAGGCAAGCCUUGGGAUAUGAUAUGGAUUUGUAUUGCCAAGUUGAAGCUUAUCCUGAACCAUCCAUUCUUUGGUUAAAAGACCAGCAUCAGAUAUUUGAUAAUCAGCGUGAACAUUUUAUCACUACAUUUAGUUCAGAAUCUGGUUUUCUUGAGACAAAACUGCGAGUUGCUGAAAUUGAAGAAGAUGAUUAUGGUGUUUACACUUGUAAAGCUAUAAACAAACUUGGACAUGAUCAGAAGUACAUUACACUUGAAGAAUCCUACCAAAUAGAAUGUCCACCUGUGUGUGGCCUCACUGGUACAAGUUCCAACUUCCACAGUCAUUCCAUUUUAAUGAUCUCAUGCAGUCUUACAUUUAGUGUAAUUUUCAUGAUUAGUAAGAAUUUCAGAAAUAUUUUAUAAAGAAACACAUUUUUAUACAUUUAUAUAUAUUGUGUUUGGUGAGCAUACUUUAAAAUAUGACUCUUUUAUGAGAGGUUUGGAGCAAUAUAUAUUUUAAAAGGAAACUGGUGUAUGCUUAUUCUGCUGUAAAUACAUUUCACCAUCUCUCUAUGAAAGUAUAUUUUUAAUUUUUUAAUAUAAUGUUUUAUGAAGGCUAGGCUUCAGUUCCUGGAUAUAAUAUUUAUUAACAGCCAUUUGUUUAAAAAU
Argiope bruennichi is the source of this 1430-nucleotide messenger RNA. RefSeq names its product lachesin-like. Bases 81 to 1184 code for a protein of 367 amino acids. The record is from RefSeq and is a predicted model, not a curated record. The transcript is spliced from 7 exons. Gene Ontology annotation, cellular component: neuron projection. Lineage: Eukaryota; Metazoa; Arthropoda; Arachnida; Araneae; Araneidae.